Messenger RNA from Scomber scombrus (Atlantic mackerel), 1547 nucleotides. RefSeq lists its product as uncharacterized. Gene Ontology annotation, cellular component: plasma membrane. The transcript has 6 exons. Bases 77 to 823 code for a protein of 248 amino acids. The record is from RefSeq and is a predicted model, not a curated record. NCBI's taxonomy places the organism in Eukaryota, Metazoa, Chordata, Actinopteri, Scombriformes, Scombridae. Gene Ontology annotation, biological process: T cell costimulation.
GUCUCGAUCUGAUUUGUGUCAUCUGCUCUCCUGUCUGUCUGUUCAUUUCCUCCACUGGUUCUUCAUUACUUGUGUGAUGGAUCUCAGGAUUGUUGUGACCAUCUCCACACUUUUACUCAUGACCACUGAAUCAGACCCAAACAUCACAGCGAUCACAACUCCAGCCAACAACACCACUGAUAGCAGCAGCAGCAGCCCUUGUUCCUGCCCCACUACUGCUCCAAAAACCACUGCUACCCCCACCACCAGCAGUUCUGUACCUGCCCUGGGCCUAAUCACAAUUAAGUGGACAGGGAAAUGUAAAGGGGAAGUCCUCCUGAUCCCCAGUCAUACCUCAACACCAGUCUGCUACGAUGACAAGACAAAAGUCCAGAGUCUUUUGGGAAAUGUGUGUAAGAACAAGAAAGAUUGUGAAGACCCCCUGAAAUGGGUGAACGGCAAUUCUCACUUAACUGAAGGUAUAAGAAAGGAGGAUCGCGAUUGUCAAACACUGAGGGUCGAAUGCACAGUUGGCCCAGAUGUACAGGGGCAGCUGCAGGGCUACAAAGUGGUGACAGCUUUGCUCUGCUGUGUGCUGUUGGUCCUUUUACUGAUGCGCUUCACCAGACCCACUGUCAAAGCCCUGCAGAAGAGAUUAUCAGACAGGAGGCAGAAUCGCUGGGUUGGCCCAACACAGAGUCACAGCGUGUCUUACCACCGAGGGAAAACUGUAGUGAAAAACAAUGAUGGAGAGAAGAGACUGUCCUACCCUGCUCUGGAGCGUCUGACGGUCAGUGACAGCAGGGAGCCCUCAUCCAACAGGAACAGUGGCUACAACCUCUGACACACCUUCUCCUCCUCCAUCACCACCAUCAUCAUCCUAUGCUUGCGAGCUGAACAAGUUUUAAUAAGUGAUUCUAGAGUGUUUAUGGAUUGUAACUAAAUACAGGAAUAUCACUUCUAUUUUAAAGAGGAAUUACUCACCACAUUUUCCAAAAUCAUGUAAAAGUAAUAAUUGAUCUCCGGAUACACCUACAUUAACUGUAUAAUGUUCAAAGUUCUAUCAUGACUAAUAGUCAGUACUUAAACAAUCAAAGGGUAGAGUCCAAACUUACCUAAACUUCAGCCAUCCUUUCAUGUUAUCUUAAAUGUGUAUAAAGGAGACAGAGAAAAUAUGUUAGAACAAGUAUACUGUAAAUCACUGACUUGUGUUCAUAUGGUCUGGUAGCAGCAGUUGCAUUGGCUAACAAGCACUGAGUGCAUCGUCUGCACUGGAAAUGGGGUUUCCAGUUAAUAGCUCUGCCCAGGUAUUUCUUGGACAUAUAUGUGACUAGCUCUUUUAUUAACAAGCUACACCAUAUAAAAACAGGCAGCUUUGGAGUUGUUAGAAGGCAUUUUUUCACUUUUAGCUACUAGCAGUUUCCCUCCUCUUCCAGUCUUGGUUCUAACUUGGCAAAAGACCUUCAGGAUCUCUCUCCCUUACUUGAUAAUAACAUGAGAACUGACCAGCAAGAGGAUUUCAAGAGAAAUUUCCCAAAAUGUCUGAAUCCUUCAAUCACAAAUAAAAA